AAAAUUAAAGGAAAAACACGUUUUUGGCUAGAAAUCAUAUAAAUCUGACAUGGAGCGACGCCUGAGACGCCCGCGUCGCGAGGAGGCUGCAGCGGCACCUCUCGCCUCCACACAGCCUAGCCUUCUGCCCGUUACCAGGCGGGCUGGCUCAGUGGCAGCUGCAGCAGCCGCCACUGGCCCUGCGACCCGGACACGUGUCUCGCCCUCGCGCAACAAGGUCGUUCAACCGAUCUCUGAAGUGGAACUGGCACCGCGCACAAGGCGCUCCAGCCGUCCUCGCUCCUCGGUCGGACCGAUGACUUCCUCUCUGCCCGUCAAGACAUCGGUCAAGUCGCCAACACCCAUCAGAGAGGUCCCUGAGGUAUCCUCGCCUGUGCGUCAAGCGACCAGCAAUUUGCCCAUGACCCUUACCACCAACACCGCUAGCCGUGCACCCAACAAAUCCUUUAACACCAGCUCCGUGAACAGCAGCAGCGCGGUGAACACCUACAGCAGCAGCAGCACAACCACUGAACACAUUGAGAUACGCACCGAAGGCGGGGGCGAAGUGGACAUCGACGCCAUACGCAAACGCAUCACAGAGAGAUUACGGCGAUCCGUGUCGAAGACCUUUUCUAGUUUGGGCGGAACCAAAGCCACCAACACAGACGAUGGCAGUCGCUAUAGUAGAAGUUUAUCGCGAUCGGUGUACGAAGACGAGAAGUCGUCGAAGCAUAGCUACUCAACGGGGGAGGAGGACCUGUACGAGGAGGAUGAACUGGAGGAGGAUGAGUUCCGCAGCUUCAAUGCCACACUUCAGUCGGCCAAUCAGGGAGAGACCUCGUGUCGCCAGAUGAAGUCUCCUAAGGAGUUUGGCGGCUGGCUGGGAGCCUUCCUCCUGUUGGUUGUGGUGCCCUUUUGUGUCUACUAUCUCACCUGGAGCUGCGCGGCGCGCAACAAUUGCCAAUUCAAGAACGUUAAUUUAGCGGUUCUGGUGGACUGGAACUAUCUGGCGCGCCAGGUUUUCCAAAUCCGAGUAGUAGGCGCCUUUGUGGCAUACCAAGUGGCUGUCUUCCUGCUGGUGGCCCUGUUGCCGGGACGGCGCGUACAUCUCACACGGGAGACCUACAAAUUCAACUCUUUGGCAGUGGCUAUGGUCCUGAUCAUAGCCGGUGGCUAUGCCGAGUAUAAGAAGUAUCCCGUCGUGAGCUAUAUACUGCGUCACUAUCUGCGAUUCUGCAUCUUUGGGAUAGUGAGUGCUUUCGUUGCGGCCGCCUGGAGCUAUUGGCGCGUGGACACCGCCAAGUACAAUGUGCUCAGGCACAAUGUGUCGAACGAAUACGGUCGCACCGGCAACUUUGUAGUGGACUUUGCCCUCGGCAGGCAGCUGAACCCCAAGUGGAUGGGACGAGUGGACUGGAAGCAAUACUACUACCGUCUGUCCAUGGUUAGCACCCUUCUGUAUGCGACAUGCUACAUCUACCAGACCCUGCAGUGGCCCAAGCCACAUCCGAUGACGGACGGGAUCACCUUGGCGCGCUAUUACAUUAACAAUACCCACUACGAUCCGGCCACAUUGCUCUCGGCCAGCUGCCUGCUGCUCUACGUCCUCGACGCGGUUGUCUUUGAGCACCAUUUGAGCUCGUCCUUCGAACUGCAGUACGAGGGCUACGGCUGCCUCCUGCUGCUGCGCUAUGCCGCCACUCCCUACCUGCUGACCGCCGUCACGAAAUACUUCUACGAUCAGCGCGUGCCCAUCACCUGUUGGUAUGCCCCCAUCGGAGUCGUCGCCCUGCUGUUGCUCGGCCUCUGCGUGAAGCGCUUCAGCAGCGCCUACAAGUACAAGUACAGGCUUAACUCUCAGAACCCCAUAUUUUCCAACAUCGAGACGAUUCACACCUUCCAGGGCAACCGCAUCCUGCUGACAGGCCUCUGGGGCCAUGUGCGUCAGCCCAACUACUUGGGGGACAUCAUUGCCUUGGUGGCUCUGGCAGCACCCAUGUCGCUGCGUCUGGCCUGGCCCCCAGUGUUGGGGCUGGUACUGCUAGUCCUGGUGCUUCUGCAUCGCACCACGCGCUCGAAUGCCCGCAACCAUGCGCGCUACCACUCUGCAUGGAAUCGCUACUGCGCCCGGGUGCGGUACUCCAUUCUGCCGAGAGUCUUCUAAGAGAUAACACUAUUAUUUAUGAAAUUUUCAGUUCAGUUUUGUUUUUUAUUUCUGUGACCAUUUCGUCUUUAGUUCUGUAUUGAUUUACAUUGUGUUUCGAAUUGUAUAUAUCAAUACUCGUGACUCCAUUACACACAACACCAUCUCUCAUUGAUUUUAGUACAAAAUUUGAUUUUAUUCUCACCAACGUACAACCGACGGACACUUAACACUUAAAUAAGCUUAGUUAAACCCACACAAUUGUAGCUCUAUGAACAUCUGUCUGUAUAAUGGGCUAAUAUACGCUUAAGAUUUAGAAGCCAUAAAUAUUCAUUACUCUCUGUAUAAUACACGUACGAAUA
Molecule: messenger RNA, 2487 nt
Organism: Drosophila persimilis
Lineage: Eukaryota; Metazoa; Arthropoda; Insecta; Diptera; Drosophilidae
Gene: LBR
Product: lamin-B receptor
Exons: 3
Coding region: 50-2146 (698 amino acids)
Biological process (GO): sterol biosynthetic process
Cellular component (GO): endoplasmic reticulum membrane; nuclear inner membrane
Molecular function (GO): oxidoreductase activity, acting on the CH-CH group of donors, NAD or NADP as acceptor
Source: RefSeq, a predicted model, not a curated record